Molecule: messenger RNA, 18593 nt
Organism: Porites evermanni
Lineage: Eukaryota; Metazoa; Cnidaria; Anthozoa; Scleractinia; Poritidae
Source: the annotation of a GenBank genome assembly
AUGGCGACGAGGAUGCGGUUUGAUCUGUUACAGCUUUGUAUUACGUUACUUUACGUUAGAGGCGUUUGUCCUAAAAUCGUAGAAGGAACGUUGAACACGAAAGAAGUAAGAGACUCAUUUGUGUGGUGAAGAAGUUUGAGCUUCUGCCGUAUGUAGUUAAGUCCACUAUUUGUGCUAAUGAUUUUUCCCCGUUUAUUUCCUCUUGACAGGACUGGAGUUUCUUAAGUAGAUUUUGUUAUAAGGAUUCUAUAGGACGUCUAAGAUAUCAUUUUGAAUAUCCCUUGGUAAGUUAGGUUUGGUCAUUUUGUUGAUGUAAGGCUUUUUCGUCUUCUUCUGACCGCAAAUAUAGGUACAUCCGCUCUUUUCCUUGUCUGCUAUCUCAACGUCCACUUGUGGUUGAAUGAGAAUCCCCGAUAAAAUUUUUUUACAAUAACUAACAGAGCUAAAUAAAUGGCUCUAUGUAAGAAACUACACUGUGUUUUCAGAGAAGCUCUACAAAGGUGAAUUAUAUUACGUUCGAGAACACAUGAUCGAAUCAUGGAGAACGGAUAUUAACAUUGCUUCAAACUGAAGUUGUUUAUUUGUUUUUCAGGCAUACGCUACGCAGAAUAUUUUUCUGUAUUUUGACACACAGUGGCCAAAUGUGUACCCUAAACCCGGCAUGGUAAGAUCUUGCUCUCAAAAAGCACUGUUUAUUUUUCCAAGCCCUUUUUUUGUGAUUGCAUGUUUCUGAAUUGAAGCUCAUUGAACUGUGCAUGUUCUCUGAACCCACACUCUGUUAAAGGUUACAUCAAUGCUGUCAUUUCUACUUGUGGCAGAAUACCAUAACUGUCUCAGAAGAUAGGGAAGUUAAAAUAGUGAUCAUAGCUUUGAUCUUUGCUUUAUAUUAUUGCGUCGAAACUUACUUGAAUGUUGAAGAUUCAUAGGGUUAGAUUUAAUACAGGUGCAUACAUGUAUGCUACCAUAUUAACGUAAUCUUAAAACUUCAAAAUGACUCCUGUUCUCUCUUGACGAAGUUUCCUUAUUUUCAUAGCUAACCAAACUGUGAUAAUAUACGCUUAUGUCUUUAACUUCUCUGUCGUUUUAAAUAGUUAUCAUCUUAUGGGCACUAGCACAUGUUUUACUGUUAAAUUAUGUUAAAGCUAGUGAAGUGAAUUUUAGCCAUGUCAUGAUUACAGCCCAGUGUGACGAACAUAGAUGUUAUGGUUCAGUGCAAACCACGCAAGUGAUAUAUUGAUUCUUCCUUAUGCAAUUGUAGAAUGCCUGCCAUUUUCCAUGCUUAACUAAAAAAAGCUGGCUAUAUGGCAAAGUAGGGAAAAAUAUAAUACAAGAAUUAUUUUUCAUAUGUAGCCAUCCAACAAUAUACAAUGUAUCUUGUUGUGAUAAGUAUCAAUAGUUGCAGGACUCCCUCCUAUUAAGUAUAGACAUACAAUAUUGAGGACCCCAUUGAGUCAGCCUAGGAGGGUACUCUAGAUUUCAAGUGAUGGAGAUAACACUGGCAAUUGAAUUGGGGCAAAUAGCAAAACCCCCAAAAAUCCCUGGACCAAAACUUAACUCCCAAAAAAUCCCAUGUAGAAGUCCUAAGCCUCAAGAAUUCACUACAGCAUUAAGGGAAUUUCUACCAAGUUAAGCCUGGGCAUCAACACGGUAGAUAAGAAAUCAACUAAAUAAAUUAAAUACAAUGUACUUGUUUGAUACACCGGGGAGACUUUGCAGAGUAUAAUAAAUUAGGCAGUUUUGCAGAGUCAGAUGUAAUGUAAUGCAUCAACUUAUCAAAACAACUGCAAAACAAGUUUGGUUCUACUUUAUUAGCAGAACAGUGUGUCCAUGAUACACCGACUCCGCCACAAGUCUUUUGAAUAUCUGCUUCUUCUUCUCCUACUUCUGUUAAAACACAUAAAAAUUACUUACCAAAGUUUCCUACCACCCAAGAUGUUAUCCCGCAAUGGAAAACAUUAAACCCCGAAAAUUCUUUAAGCAUCCGCGUUACUAGAAAAUCUGAAGUAAACCCCUGAGAGAAUCUGUAAGUUUUAAGGACUGGGCAUGUAGUAUGUGGAAAUGAUAAUAAUAAUAUUAAUUUUGAAACAAAACCGAAACUUAAAUCGUGGUGAGCUGGCUAAGUGGUACAUGUUGAACAGUAAACAAAUUUUGAUACUGGAAGCCGCAACUGUAGGAAUCUCAAAUGUUGGAUAUAUGGUGUACAAAAGUGUCAUGUCCAAUUCACCAACCACAAACAAAUAAAAUGAUAUUUGUUUUUGUACACUGCAUACAUGUGUAGCUGGUUGUCAAGAAAGCUGCCAGUGUAGCAGUGUACUGUGUGUGCUACUGCUGUCAAGCCAUUUUAACUUUCCUGCAAUGCCUCCCUUUUUAAUCAGCUGAUAGUAAAUACAUUGUACAUGAUAUAAACUGUCCUUUAACGGUAGCAGCUACAAUUAUUUCCUUUGUGAUUGUUAAGUUGAUACUUUACUUACAACUGUAGGGUUAUUUCUUUGGGAAAAUCAAAAUCAAAAACAGGAUUUGAGGUGUUUUGAAUUAAUUCCAAAACUGGAUUCAGUCAAUACAUCUGUCAAACAGUUUUUUGGCUGAAAAUAUGAGGACGGCCAUGUUUAUGACAGUUUGCAACAGGGACUGUUGCUGCCAAACUAAAGAAAUUUGUUCCUUUUGUCAUAAUGAAACUUAAGUCUGGUUUUCACUAGAGACGGAGUUGUAAGCAGAGUCGUAAGAGCACUUAUGACCCAGUGAAAAUCAGAAGUCGGAGUCAUAAGCAGAGUCAUAAGCACGACAGAAUUGGAGUGGGAAAAAUCAGAAUGUUCCAUUUUCUUCCGAUUCCGCUUAUGACUCUGUUGCUUAUGAUCUAGUGAAAACAAGAUUGUCUUGGUCAGAAGCAGAAGCGGAAGAAUAGACCAAUCAAAUUGCUCAUUCUCAUACUUUGUGAUUGGUAAUAGUUCUUCUGCCUCUGCUUGCGACUCUAGUUUUCACUAGAUCGUAAGCGAUGGAGUCGUAAGUGGAGUCAGAACGAUGUUGUCACUAGAUUGUAAAGUUCUACCCGUCUGAUUACAACUCCAACUCUGACUCCAUCAGUAGUGAAAACCAGCCUUAAAGAAUCUGAGAUCAAUAGUAAUUUGAUCUUGGUGUCUCCUAGAGAAACACACCCUAAGUUUUAUGCUUGUCUUUGGUUAAUACAGCCAUGUUUAAUGUUAUGUAUUUGAAAAAAUAAAGGUUACUCCGUUAACAUUAACAUCUGAAUUACCUAUACUGCCCCAGGAGAAACAAACUUCCUUUAUGAUACCCUAGGGGUAUAAUAAUAACCUUUCCGUAAUUAUUAUAGAGUAUUGUGUGUUUUCAUCUCAAGUUGCCUGAUGGGCGAGCAUAAUGGUUCUUGAUCUUUUCAAAUAAUUAUCACGCUUCCUAAUCUAUUAUUUUCAAUUCAUUUUCUACAGAAAUGCAUCGAUAGAGAAGACAAGGUGUAUAGAGGAAAUAAUCAAGUUAUCAAUCUUACAACAAAUUACAUAUGGUCAGGAUGCAUUGAGAAGGAAGUGCUGGGAGAAAAAUACCUAGUUUGUGAUGGUAAGAAGAUUGGUGUUUCUACUCUAUACUAAUUAAUUAUUAAUUAUCUGUCUGGGAUAUGCCACAAAAUGAUCUUAUGGACAUGCUCUCUCAAAUCAUAAAUGCCUAAUAAACGCCCUUCCUAUGUUUUUAAGUUUGUAUUAGACGUACUCUCUCUCUAUUAAAUACCCCCCAAGUCUAGUAGAUGCCCCACAAAUGGGAAUAUAGAGCAAAAGCAUUUAAUUCUUUACUCAGUUUUUUGCUUGAUCUACAAGAGUUUGUGCUUUGCAUCUUGUUCAAUGUCAAGUUCAUAGUGAGGAUUCUGACAUUAAAGUUGAGAUUUAAAAGAAGGAUGUGAAUCUGAAAAUGGUUUAGCUGUGUCUGAAUGUAUCAAUUAUUGAUGGACUGGAUAUUCUGCUUUUUAUAAAUCGUGGUGAUAUAUUUGCCAAAAGCAUAUUAGUUUUGUGGAGUUUGUUACAGCUAUGACGCUAAAUGCCUCUCUCAUUUAAACGUCUCCUUUCUAUUCAACGCCGCCACUUGGGCUCCUAAAAUUAAAAUAAUAGAUGCCCUGGGUGUCUAUUAGAUGAUUUACCAUCACUUUUAAACACCCUAUUUGGCUAACAGUUUGAUUAGGUAAUACCGCCACAUGGUUAGUUUUGGUUGGGUCCUUGAUUGUGAAGUAGUUUAAGGCCUGUGUUAAAUUCCCAGGUUGAACAAGACUGGACUCAGGUUAAGUUCUUUUAAAAAUAAGUGAGGAGAAAGUAUUUGCUUUGCUUUGCCAUCUGUACAUGGUCAGACUAGUUUGAUAAGGGCAAAAAAAACAUAGACCCCAUCUCAAAGUAUUCUCUAAAAUCUGAUAAACCUGUGGGGUCUAGGGUGUGAACUAAGCACCAGGGACAAAACCCUAGCAGUGACAAUCACCCCUCAAAUUCGCAAGUGCAUCUCGAAUUCACAGUAGAGAACCUUAUAAUUUCUCAUUAGAUCAUGAAUUUUUUAUGCACAAUUAGUACGUAAGAUUGUUGACAUUUACCACAUUAAGCAAGGCUGCUUAUAGCAGUUACAUAGUAAAUUUCAAUUUAUUGCAGCUGUGGCCAUGGGUUUAAACUUGGAUGGUGGAGGGGAGGGGGGAGGAUUUGUUGGCAGGUGUUGUUCACCAAAGUGGAACCAAAGAUGACACUAUUGAAAACUGACAUGCCUUUUUCUUGCAUUUUAGUCUUCUAUUGCAUGGCUCUAUAUUUUGCAGCCCAUUGCAUGGGAUGGUAGCAGAUUAGAAUUUAUAAUAUUAUUAUUUUAUGAAUUAAUAUGCACAAAACUGGGAAUAGGUAGACUAAAUAGCAGCUAAAAAUACCUGGGUAGUUAAUAAGUUUUAUGUUGGAUUAAGUUUUAUCUCCUUCAUCUGAGUAAAAUCUUGUGUACUUCUUAGCUGCCUUCUAGUUUUGUGUUAAUCAUAACAAAACUGGUUUGUUUGGCCAAGUUCAUGUUUCAGCCCAAGCUGAAAAGGGAAUUAAGCAGUAAGGUUUUUUUUAUCCCAUUUAAUCACUGACAGGUGAAGACCCUAGCCCCUUUACCACAAACCAGACUUAAACUACCCUAUGAACAGAAGUUUCUUUCUGGCAUGGCUUCUGGCAUUCACAAAGUUGUUUGCUUGGCUUGUCAAUUGUGUAGUUUCUCUCUGGAGCAUAAAAAAACAACGAAGCGACUGACAAGCCACGUGGAUGACUUCAUAAAAGCUAAAAGCCAUGCUAGGAAGAAAGCUCUGCUCACAGGGUAGACUUAAACUUGUCUUGCUUAAUAUUGCAAAUUUCUUAAAUGAGGCAUUUUUCCAAUGAGGCAGGCUGCGGUUUCAGCUUGCGCUGAAAUUCGGUAAUUGACUGGUUUACUGAUAUUUUUACUUGCUCCUUAGGCGAUCGACGUUUUAAGUCAGAUCGUGAGAGAUGGUGGUAUAUAGCUGUGAGUAACUGUGAAACCACAAAGGUAUGAAAAAGAACCUGAAAAAUUUUGAGCUUUGGUGGAUUAGCAUUUUCAUGAACAGCUACAUCUCUCAUCGCCCCUUGCUGCUGGGAACAUUUUGUCAGAAGGGAUAUCUGCGCCUCAGCAACAGAAAUUCUGUACUGAUGACAUAAAUGAAUGUUCGCAUACACCUGUAAUAAAUCCAGUUGCCAUGGGGUUCCAGAUGUAAAUUUGUUUGAUUUUAUGACUUUUAUGUUUCUCCUGGUUGAUUAAGUUUUGUGCUCUUCGGGGAACGAGCUCCAGUAAAACUUAAAUGCUUCUUCUAAAGAACAAUACAUGUAUAUGUUACAGGUCAAAGUUAUAUCCAGGUUAAAUUUUUUUUACCUACACCUGUAGGUUGAUUCUCAACUUCCUUUGUCUCCUAGCCCUAAUCCAUGAAUAAUUAGGGCUAGGGACAUGGAAAGGGAUAGAGAAUCAACUUUUGACCUGUUACAUAUACUGUACAGUCAACUCCUUCUAUAGCAGACACUGUAGGGACGUCGAAGUAGUAUCCUCAUUAGCCAGAGUCCGUAAUAGCGGGAGUUUAUUUCAGUUAAAUGUCUGUAAUUUGUUUUUGCCCGGGAUGUAGCUGCUGUCUGUCUUAUCAAGGUGCCCAUUAUGACUGGGUGUCUGCUAGGCAACAGCUGACUGUAUUCCACGAUUAUUGACUGUUUUGCAGUAUAGAUUCAUCGCAUUCUUGUUUGACUUUUGUGACCUUCUGUCUUUUGUCUGUCGUUCGUAAGCAAUAUUGCUUCAAAAACAAUAUAACUACAGUUGACUCCCAAUCACUCAAACCUUCUAGGGAAAUAGAAAAAAGUUUGAGUUGUUGGGAGUUUGAAGCAAAUAACCACAAAUAAGGAACUAAAAAAAAUGAUGGAGAGGGGAUGCAAGUAUCAUGCACACUUUACUUCAAGGGAUGCAAGAGAUAUAGAUUGAUGUUUUGAAAAAGGAAUUAAGCGGCAAAGCUUGAUUAAUAUAGAGGAAUGGACACUGAAUUAGAACUGGAAAUUGACACGGUUGCUUCAGAAAUAAACUUAAUGUUUUUCCUUAACUUGUCACAAUGUUAAAGCAUGGUUCAAGUUAUCGAGGGUAAAAUCAUACAGAAAUUGUCUGAAGGGAAACAAAAAUUAUUUUGAAUUAGUGGUUUGAGUUAGUGCGAGGUUUGAGUUAGCGAGGAUUCGAGUUAUGGGAAGUUAACUGUACUACAUUGAACAAACAAAGCUCCUAACCAGAUUCCGGAGAGAUUUUACAUCAUCAGUAUGGAAUUUUUGUUGCUGAGGCGCAGACAUCCCCUCUGGCAAAAUAUCCCUCACAGCAAGGAGUAAGGAGAGACGGCUGUUGUCGGCUAGUCAGAAGGGAGCUGAAAAAAGGGUCCCAAGUGACUUCAAAUAAAAUUAAUUUCUACAUUAUUAACCCUAAAAAUUACCUCGUAUUUUAAUAUUAUUAUUGUUGUUUUAAAAGAGCAGAAGCAGAGCUUUUAUUACGGGCCGUAACCCGUAACACCUGUGACAGCUGAGGCCACUUGAUGUUUCAGGUGGUCAGUGUACGUGAAAGGCUAACGGUGACCCUGUAAAUGUCUGUGAGUUGUUAUGGGUGAAUCCCAAUUUGCUUAGCUGCAUCAAAACUUUAUGACAGCCCUGAGAAGGAAUUUCGCAAAAUAUCAAGAGUCACUUGGGCCCUUCAGAUAUUACUGGCUGUGAUAACUAGUUAAGUUAGAAUUGUGGACUUUAGUUUUUGUCCAUAAAUAAGGUUAAAGGCAAAAUAUAUGUCACAGGUAAAAUCUAAAUUUUGAUUUCAUUUUUUAACCAAAGUUGAUUCUCAAUUUCGUUUGCCUCUCCUUACCUUAAUUCACAAAUGAUAGGAGCUAGGAGACAAACUAAAUGAAAUUGAGAAGCAACCUGUAUUUAAUUUUGAACUGUAAUAUGCAUGAUUUGUCAGUAGCAAGCAGUAUUAUAUAAUAAUGUUUUUAAUUUUCGUCAUAAUGACACCAUGUUUAUAGAUGAUUAUACUGCUGAUACAUGUAGCUAUGUUUAAUAUUUUUUUUGUUGUGGUACUGAUCCAUCAACUUUGAAGGACACCUUGAUCCACUUUAGUUACCUGCCAACGUUUUCUGAGUCAAAUAUGUGAGGUUUUUGUCUUGUUGUUUGAACAUUUCCAACAAUACUAUUUUAUUUUUGAACAUUGCCAAAAAUGUCCAAGGAUGUUCCAACGACCUUUGAGCACUUUCAAAGCAAUUUCAUUGGAUAAAGUUAAGUGCCAUUUUGGAAUAUUUUCGGGAAUAUUGAAUUUAAUUUUUUCUUAUUAAUCAUUUGUUAAAGAACAAUUUGUCCAGAUUUUUGAGUCAGACAUGAGAAGUUGCCCUUGAAGGAGAUUAAUGUUGUCAGCCCAUAAGCAUGAGAUUAAUGCAUACAUGUGUAAGGCGUGAUUCACGUAUUUUUAGUUACUUGCUAUUUUCACUGACUGACUGUGUUAUUUUAGGGAUUAGCACUGAAGUACACUUUGGAAAUGACAAAUGGUGAUGGCUGGGGUAAACACUUCUCAGCUGAUGAGAGAUGUAUGUAUUGGUUAUUAGCUCACCCAUAUUUUUUUAAUAUAUAUGAAAUGCUAUUUAAAACUGCCAAUAGUUAUAAGUUACAAAGUAGAAAACUAUGCUUUCUGUUGAGAUUCAGGGGGUGAGAUGUGGGAGGGUGUAGUGCAAAAUAGAGAGUCUCCAGAUUUUAGAUCCCCAGAGAUUGGCAUCUCUGUAAGGCAGAAGCUGGAUUGUCCUGGGUUGUAAUGGAUUCAAAUCCCUGACCCUGCUUGUAAACAACCAACUGGUAAAUCGCCUAAACCAGAUGGGAUCCUUAGCCUUGUUUUGUUUCUGCAUCAGUGAUUUCCUAGGUCCACUGGCCUUAAUGCCACAAAAGUUGCCAAUGGGGAAUACAGAUUAUCUCUAUAUUAUAACAUUAUUUUUAUCAAUGAAAUAUCUUUCUAAUGACUGUUUUUCUUUUCUUUUUUUUUAAACAGAUAUUCUUAUUAUGGAUGCAGUUUUCUUUGGUGCAUUUAUGUUAAUGUGGCUUCUUUCUGUCUAUGUAGCAAGUAAGCACCUAUUGUAACCUUUUAACAAAAUGUCACUUUCACCAAGACAUAAUGAGAAUGUUGCUUUUUUUAUUCUUUGACAUACCCACUUUAUAUCAUAGUCAAUUGACAGCUGUCAAAAUGAGGUAUCUGCUAAGCAGUAUUAUUGGCUGUAAUAUGGGCUCAGGUCCACAAGCCAUUCACCACUUUCGAAACAAGAAGGAAGCAAAGCCUUCUGGGGCUGUUAGUGGGGACAGGGAAAACAAAUUGGUCAAUAGCACGUCCUUAGAAACAGUCCUAGAUGUCUUUGCGAAAGCUGACUCCGCCCAAGUUUCCUUCUCAUUUUUAGAAAGGUGAAUUGAGGUUGCACAUUUUGGAAAGUUUUCGGCUGACUACUGUAUAAAUUUUAUUGAAUUAAAGGGCUCAAGUUUGUCACUGUUUUGUGUUAAGUGACAGAAGUGCAAUGGUACCUCAUUGCUUUAUUAUAAAGUGUUCAUAUGUUACAUGUAAGUAACAUUAUUGUUACACUGCAUUUGUCUGUUGCAGAUUUACUUUCAGCGCGGAGACUUUUUCACUUUUCAUACAAGUUAUUUAUGGCUUCAAUUUCAUUUGAAGGUGAGUAGAACUUAGUGUAUUUACAAUGAAACCUCUAUAAAUGCAGUCACACAUUUUAUGUUAUUAAAGACUCUUACCCUCUGGGUUUGAUUAUCCUGGCUACAUUUCACAUUUUCAUGCAGUAAUUAUAUAGUACAUUUAAUUUUUGUAAGCCUUUUGACACUCAAAGUGACAGUGGGUUGAAUGUCACAAGUCGAGAAAAAGUAAAAUGUUGUCGGCAAAUAGUAAUUCUUCCAGCCAGAGUAAAUUUUGUCACAUCCCUACUAAGACAUUUGCCAUCUAGGUUCAUUAUCAAAUUUAAUUUAUUGCUAUUAAUUUUUCUUUUGUCAGUCAUAAGCUUGAUUUUCUACAUGAUAUACUAUGACAUGUUUAGAAGAAGUGGAACAGAGACAUAUGGCUGGAAAGUUGCAGGUAGGUCUGUUUUACCCUUAUUAGACCCUUUGUAGUAACUGAGGUUUGAAUGCAUGGGAUGGAUAAAAGGUAUUUAUUACCCAAGGGAUUUAUGAGCAGGCUGUCAUGUUACUUAUGGUCUUUUGCUUUAUGGUUUGUUUAUAAAAUUCAUGGUUUGUUGUGGGGCUGGUUCUUCAAUAUAUUUGAAGUUACCAGCCAUGCUGCUUUCAUUCCCUUUACUCGACAAAAUGCAAAAAAAAAACUGUCCAAAAGUUGGCUCCACAAUUUGCUUCCCCAGAGAGGACUUAAGCCUUGCAUUAUUUUUCUUUCCUGCCUACGGUUUUUUCCUUUCUUUCUCCUUUUUUUGCCUCAAACCAUAAAUCUACCCUGUCCUUGUUUUAAGAAUUCAAAUCAAAACUAAAAAGUAUACUAUGGGUAUUUGGUCUGUUUCUGAUCACUGACAAUCUCAUUUGGGCAUGAAUUGAGAUUAUUAAAUUCUUGUGAUACUAACACUUAAAACACAUCAAAAGUGCUUGUUUUAAUAUAUAUAUCUUGAUAAAUUUCCUUUAAGGUCGUGGAAGUCAUUUCAUUUCACAUGUAGUAUUUCUUGUCAUGUUAAUUUUGAUGGCAAAAGGGUGGACUGUUACAAGGUUGGUAAAAUCUUGGAGGAUUGAACCAUAAAGUUUAUUAACUCUUAUGAUAUUGAUUAAUCAACGUACAAUGAAUGAUAUAUUUAUGAAGGUGAAAAAUAAGGCAAAGAAUUAGGAAUUUUAAUAUAAUCUAGUUUAUUGACCAAAAAAUAUAAAACAUUUCUUUGUUGAACUGGCCAAUAAGCCCCCUCCCCCAUUUUCAAGCCCAUCUACCUCUAAAUAAAAAAAUACAUGCAGUUAUAAGCCCCCCUCAAGCUUGUAUUGAAAUGAAUUCGACUUUUUAGGGUGUUUUGAAGCUUAACAAAGUGAUCAAAUUCAAAAAGUAUUUUGAUAAGCACUGCUACGUACCUUGCUUUGAAACACUUUUUUUAGUCUGGUUAUUAGCCCCCAACCCCCCCCCCCCCCCCCCUUUUCAACCCCCCCAAAAACCCCCCCACAGCUUUUUUAAACCCUGUCGUUUAGUCAGGGCCCUUGUAAAAUUGCGCGAAAAAAAAAUAAAUUUUCACGGGUUUUGGGGGGGAAAAAAGCAGGAAAAAAACGUGAGAUGUCGGGGGAUUUUGAAGAUAUUUUUUUGAUAAGCACUGCUACGUACCUUGCUUUGAAACCCUUUUUUUAGUCUGGUUAUUAGCCCCCCACCCCCCCCCCUCCCCCCAUUACAAACCCUCCUAAAAACCCUUACAGAGUUGUAUAAACCUAUGGCUUAUAGUCAGGGCUUCUGAUAAUUCGCGGAAAAAAAAGUCAUAUUUCACGGGAUUUUGGGGGACAAAAUCGCGGAAAAAUCGGUCGAUUUCGCGGGAAUUUUCAGGGUAAACUUGGCCGGAAAGCAAUCGGUAAACAAACGGCAGAUUUUGUGGUUAUUUUCAGGGCAAAUUUCGCAAGAAAGCGAUCGGUUUUGCGCUGAUCAGACCAGCGUUUUAAAUGUUUUUCUAACAGAGGACAUCACUUGCUCUUUCAACAACAAUACACACUAGAAAUGAACCAAUGGCAAAGCCUUUAACAUCAUUUCUAGUACCCAGUUUUUCGCCACAUAAUCUACACCAGGCCUGAGUUGUUAAAACGUUGGAUAGCGCUAUCCACUGGAUAAAUCACUAUCCAGGGGAUAAGUAUUGGGGAUUAUUGCACUAUCCACUGGAUAGAGAUUUAUCUGAUGGAUAGCGCUAUCCAGCCUUUGAACCACCGAGGCUUGGUAGUUUCGGAACGUUGUUCAUAAAUUUGCGAGCUUACGGCAAGUAAAUACCCCCAGUAGCUGAGACAAGUUUCAAAAUUGCUGUACAGACAUGUAUUUGAUAAGAUUUCUUCCAAAUUUCACGGUAUUUUACGUGUUUUUGUGAAUUUUGCGGCUCCGUGACCGCGCGAAACAUCAGAAGCCCUCUAUAAUCAGAAGUUUACUGUAUUGCAAUAAUACUUUAAUUUUGCUUUAUGUAUUUAUUUAUUCACUGGUUACUUAAUAUGUAUUUCGCUGAACCAUCUUGUGCAUAUGAACACAUUUACAGGAAAUAUAUGCAUUAUUAUUAUUAUUAUUGUUAUUAUUAUAUAUUACUUUUAUUGUUGUUGUUGUUAAAACAAGUGGAUCUCUUAUACUUCAGUAUCUGAGUGCUGCAUUUAGUUCAUAGAUUCUUUGAACAUGAUCAAAAUCAGUUUAAUCUGAGGUUGAAAAAUUUUAAGGGUGUCAGCCAUCUUUCUCAACACUGAUCAUGUCAAUAAGUGUUAAUCACCACAAUUAAGCACGCAAUGUAUUAGGGUAAAAUCUUACCGUGAUUGGUCUGAUGAUUUACUUUGCAGAGGACGUAUCAGUUCGUCUGGUCAAAUCAAACUAAGUGUCUUCGGUACAGUGUACGCAGUGUGUUUCGCCAUUCUCUUCUUCUAUGAAGCAUCUGUAAGUAUUACGUGAUCAAUGUUAGUUCAAAUGAAAAGUUGGGCAGAAUUAUUGUUACACUAGCACCUCAUAAUAAUCAUUUUAAAUUGAUUAACAAUUUACAUGAUAGAUGAGAAAUAAGUAGCAUUUAUAUUAAGGCUGCUAAUGAUCUUUUUUUUUUGUAAGGACUGAUUUCAAACUAUAAGUUGUCAUUUUGUUUGAGCAAGUUGGACAAAAAUGUAGUCAGUCAUCAUUUGUCUUGAACUUUUCUCCCACCAUUUUUAUUAUGCCUGAUUCUCAAUUACAGAAAAUUAUAUAAGGCUUGUGAGGAAGUUAUAAUAAUUAUGUUUAAAAAUCGCCCAAGACUGAUUUUAUAUCCCUGUUUAAAGUGGUGAAGUUAUUGAUGAUUUGACCUGGUUGCCACUCAUUGGACAUAGGCAAAUUUUUGGCAGCAAUUGUCCAAUGACUGACUGUCAUUAGUUCACAACCUUGCAUACAGAAGGUUCCUUAAUAUUUUAACUAUCGCUGACUAAUUUGGGAAUUUAGAAAAUAUUAUCCAUACACCGUUGAGAAGCAAGAAUGAGACUGUUUCCCAACAUUUGGGAACCAAAACAUAGCAGACGUUCAAGGGGGUGACCAGCAACAACAUUUAUUGACCUACUAGAGAGUGACACCAGUCUUUCAAGGAAGGAUCUUGCAUCUGUCAUUGCCAACAGAUGGGAAUGGGAGUGAUUUCAGUGCAGGUGCGCCUGAAAUUGAUAGAUAGAUCCAUACACUACAGAGAAUAUAAUUCAGACUCUUAACAAUCCCAGGAGAGAAUGUUGGAAUUCCUUUACCCUUUGUGGACCAUUAGUCUUUCACAGACAAAAUGGUUAGUAUUUUCUAUGGGUAGAGGGGUGAGCAAAUCUUCACAUGGGAGGGGUAAGGGUUAGUGUAAUGCAUUAGAGAUAUUUUAGGAACAACACAAAUUCUACUAGUAAUAAUAAAAAUGGUCGAGAAUUUGUGGCAAAUACAUAAAGAACUUCACUGUGGCCAUGGCUUGCAUAAAAUUUUGAACACUAAUGCUUUGAAGUUCGCAUAGAAGAAGAAAGCACCCUUGUGCACAUACACAGUAAUAAUAUAUUGCUAGAAAAAAUAAGCACCUACAUUCUCUGCUCAUCCGAAAUUUUGCUAUUCAUCUUUUCUUUCUCUGCUGAACUCUUUGCUAUUUUCCCCCAAAUUAAAAGGUUUUUGACCCUGGGCAAGUUCUGUAUAUCUAUGAGAGUGCAGCAGGAAUUGGGAUCUGUGUGCUGAGAGUCAUCGUGAGUAUUUUUAGUCAUAUAUUUGCAAUUUUUAUAACUCCUGAUAAUGUUGGUUGAUUCAUAGUGUAGUUUAAUAAUAUUAUUAUAAUUUGUAUGAGCUCAACUAUAUACAAAAGUGUUAAGAAUCAAUAAUAUUAGGCCCAGUUCAGAUGUUGUGCUUCUGCCGUGACGAACUAAAUUCAGGAAUUAAGUUUGACAAAAGCACAGCAGAAGCACGGCGUCUGAAUCAAACUUUUGAAUUAAGUUCGGCAAGCAAUUAAGUUCGACAAGCGCUGCCAUUCUACACGGCUCUGGCACAGCAGCGAUUCAAAUGUCGUGCUUCUGCCGCGCUAAACAAAAUUCAUAAAUUAUAUUAAUGUAUUUUGGCGAGAUUGCGUUCCCAGGGAGAGUUGGGAGAAGAAUAAUAUUGUUAUGAGGCAUCAGUAAUACCUGAAUUUGGUUCGACUCUGGCACGACGUCUGAAUCAAAGUUGUUUUCCUGCCGUGCUACAGUUGAACCAAAUUACAAUUAAGUUCGGCACGGCAGAAGCAUGACGUCUGAACUGGGCCUUAUAUUAUUUAACAAGGAAGAAAUUCUUCUUUUAUUAGAUGACACCUUUUAGCAGAGGCAUUCUAGACUCUAUUAGAGUCAUUGCAAAUUGAAGUUUACAAAAGUACUUGUAACUUAAAACUCACCAAAACAGCUUCAAUGUGGACCCAGAAGCAAACAUACACAUCAGUAAUUUAAUUUAGCCAACUAUGCAGAUGUCAGCAGUGCAAAGGACUUUGAAAAUAAUACUUAAAUCAAUGCCACACAAUGGUGUCACAUGGUUAAUGAAAGGUGGAUCCACUUGGGCCCUACUCUGCAAGCAGAGGCUACAUUUUCGCUGUGUGAGCUGGCUUGCGAAAAGUAGCCUCUGCCAACAACUGUUCAAAUCUGUCCAGAAAUCUGGACAAAUAAGUUAAAAAAAUGUUUUUUUUUCUGUUCUUGACCAGUUUAGAGCGUUGCGUGAGUCUUGUGUUAGUCUUGUGUAGCAGAUCAGAGUUGUGUCAAUUUUUUUUACUCUCAUGAAACUCACACCAUUAGACGACAGACCUGAAGAUUAAUUUUGCUUGUGAAUCGCGUGACAAAUUUCGCACAUGCACGACAGAAAAUUGAACGGUUGUCGGCAGACGCUACUUUUCGCAUGACAGCUCACACUGAAAAUGAUUGUAGCCUCUGCUCGCGGGGUACUUGGGCCCUUUUGUGCAGUUGAGUUGUGAGUGAUAAAACAUGUAAGGGUUCCAACAUUUUUCCUAUACUAAAAGUAUUAAUUUAUUACAUUCUAUACUAAAAGUAAUCAUUUAUUACAUUAUUUAUCAUUGAUAAAAAUGCCAGUAUUGUGAUCAAUCUAAAUUGACUUUUUAUUUCAGGCAUGGCUAUGGUUCUGCUAUGGAACAUUUUUCACACUGAAGCAUUUUCCUAAUAAGUGUGGCUUUUACUAUCCAUUCUGGUUUUUCUACACUGGAUGGUAAGCUAUCCAAAUGUAUUUGUUUUUUGUACAAUAGUAAAUAUUAAUAAUAAUUUUCAUUAUAGUAUAUAUGCAUGCAUGAAACAAAAAUGCUAAUAUUUUCACCACAUUCAAUAAUUAAUCUAAAAUUGUUUCUUUAUGUUCAACUACACAUAAUGUUGCAUCCCUCUGACUCUUACUAUCAAAUUAAGCUAAGUCAAUUCUAAACUUGGCAUGGUAUAGUUUUUUUUUAACUAAAAACCUCUUUUCAGGUUUCUUGCUGGACCAAUUGUUGUUGUAAUAGCAACAUUUAAGAUACCAAAGUGGGAAAGGUGAGUUGAAAUUUCAUAUACUCAAUAUAACCAUCAUGAUAAUGAGGGGAAAAUAACCUUUUGUCAGUAAAAUAAUUUAUUGUCAAAGUUGUUUAUAUAGUGGAGAAUUUGCAAGUCAAGUUUUAAUUUUGACUUCAUCUAAAAUAAGAAAAAAAAUUAUGUAAAAGCUUACUUUUAAAGAUAGCCACUCUCAUUUUACGAUUUGUUUUAUAACUUUAUGCUCAACAAAGUAACCAUAUUUACAAUUGAAAUAUGUACAUGUACUUUUUGUUCAGAGCUCAAGUUGUCAAUGGCAUUGAUUGGACCAUUUCGUUCCUAGCACACUUUGCUUUCUUGGUAAGUUAAGGUGGCUGAAAUACACAAUUAUACUAAUAAAAGCUUUUUAAAAUUUCUCUAGACAAAGGUCAAGAGUGCCAUCCUUGUCUGGUGUUGGGUGUGCUUUGCAUAUUUUGUCAGUCAAUUAUACGUUUUGUUUUCUAUUGUUUCAAUUUCAUUAUCAUUCAUUGCCAUAUAACACCCAAAAGGGGAAAAUAAAAUAAUACCAAGGGAGAAAAAAAUAUAUUUUUACUCUAUCUCUUUCAGGCACCAGUUUAGCUGCCCCCACUAUUGACGUUUUUUAUCUGUUAGAAAAUUGAUAACCUUUUAACACUGCCAGAACACUACAAGCAAUUCUUACAUUACUUUUUUCAUUUUAGGUUAUAACAAGACCUUCUGCUGCAAACAGUAAUUUUCCAUUUCAUUUGAGAACCAACCAGGUAAAAAAACUUUCAUUAGAAUUUAUCAGCCCUAGUAGUCCUAUAUCCAUCAAAAACCAUUUCAGACUGAGGGGUUGGGAGGAGGGGUACAGGAGGGUAAAUCUCCCUCCUCCCUUUUUUUAAGCCAAUUCCUCCCUAUUUUGGGGGGUAAUUUCUCCCUUUCUGCCAAAAUAUUCUGUGCCAGCAAUGAAAAUGUUUUGUUGGUGUUUAGCUUAGCUGAUUGUACCUUGCAAAAGCAACUCUUGACUCAGGAAAAUUGGAUCUAGGUUUGAAUUCAGUGGGUUCUAAUGUCUUUGAGCCAUAGGCCGGUUUUUGCAGAUAAGUAAGUGAUAAUUUGUGGACUAUGUUUUGCUCAGUUUGUUGUCUAUUCCAUGCAAAAUCCUGUUUUUUAUCAGACCGCGGAAAAAGUGGUGUUUUGCUAAUUGGCUGCAGUUCACGCUACUUGAAAAUUUCUAGACUGAAAUGACACCAGUUUGAAACUUCGCGGAGUGAGAUUACUGAAUAAAUGUUGUAAAAUUUGUGUCAUUUUAAAUUUGGACUCGUUGAAAUGCUUCCAUAGGGACCAAAAACUUACUGCCCAGUGUCAGAUAAAGGCUUUUAAGCAGCCUUUGAAUGAUUUUUUAUUGUUUUAAAUUGCCAAGUAGUAGAAUGAGUUAAUUUUUUGCUAACCCAGUUUUCAAAAAUCUAGGUAUAAAUAUAACCUGAAGAAUACACAACUGUCAAUACAGUAGGAAGUGAAAAACAUUUAGCGAGGAAAUACUGUUUCGUGUAGAAUUAAUCGCCUCCUCAUUCUUAUCUAAUUUCCAAUUGCAAGCAAGUGAGAUUUACAGCUUUUAAGAGCGUUCUUUUCUAAUUUUUUUAAAUUUAAGUUUUUUCUAUUUUUCUCUAGUCUUCCUUAUUAGCUUUUUUUUUUUUUAUGAGUGCAACCACUGCUCAUCUUCACUCAUUUCUAACAGCAAACAUAUUGUUCUUUGUGCAAAAUUUUGUUAAGAGUACAAAUAAACUGAACUUGAACUUCAGAUGUUCUCAUAAAGUAGUGCUGAAUAUGUUGCGCAUGAAUGGCUACUGUAAAGAAUGGACUAGAAGACCCUUGUAUAAUACAUGUGGGAGCAAGGGUGGGGCAGUGGUGAAAGCACUUGCCUCUAAUGUGCCUGGGUUCAAAUCCUGGCAUUGAGGCCGUAAGAUAACUAUGUGGGUUGAGUUUGUUUGUUGGUUCUCUCCCUUGCUCUGAGAGGGUUUUCUCCGGGUACUCUGCUUUCCCCCUCUCCUAAAACAAAACAACACUUCCAAAUUCCAAUUUAAUCUGGAACACAUGGACACAUUUCAGUGAGUUCCUAUGAACUUGUAAGUGCUCUGCGGGUAAACAAAUUACAAUCAUUACAAAUCCAAUGGACUACUUCAAUCCUUUUAGAUUGGCAUCCAAGAGAACCUUCCCGCCGCAAGACCUGCAGAGAAUGGCACAGCCUACUACACCCCGCCGCCCCCAAAUGCACCACCGCCAUACUACUCACAACAAGAAGGUCACUUCACUGAUAUCACAUCUAUGUUUUUGGGAAAUGGAAUAGCAAAUGGCAACAAGGUAGGAUUUGUUAAAUCACAGUUUUUUCCCCAUUACAGUUGAAUCUUCAUUAAGCAGCGGUCCCCUGGGUACUGUGAAGUGGCCGCUUAAUUAGUGAUGGAGACUGCUGGCCAGCAUUGUGUCAUGUUUAAUGUCACCUCACCAUUCUUAAGCUUGACCACCCACCCCUCCCCUAAGUCAACAUAAUAAUUUGCUUCCCACUUAGGGCAAACUGUUGGCUUAGGGGAGGGGUGGGUGGGUGGGCAGUUUCCCAGAAACCUUAAUUCAUCCGCUCUUUUUGGUGAAGCUUUGCCUGAAUACUUGCAGCUGCCUAGGCACAAUCCCCUACAUACACUGCGCUAUAAUGAGCCUGUAAUAAAAAUUUCUUUAGUUUAGGGUUCUUUCUGGGACUCGUUAGCGACUUUAUUUGGUGCCCUACCCACAAAUGUACGACAGAGUCCAGACUUUAAUACUUUUAAAAUAAAUUGUUUUACAAUUUUAAUGAGUUAAGGGGCAACGUGCACCUAAGUUUAACCUCAUAAGUUGUCUUGAUAAGACUGUUUCUUAGUUAUGGUUACUCACUGUAUUUAUAGCAUUUAGAUUUUACAGUUUUAACAGUUCUUAAGUGCAUUGUGUAGAUUAACUUGGAUCCAGUUUUUUUUUAAGAAUUAUUUAUAGCUUUUAGUAGUUUUUGAGUAACAUUUUUUUAGUUAGUAUGACAGAUGUAAAGCUACCAUGUAGAAAAACUGUCAAUAAAUAAUUGUUGUUGUUGUUAUUAUUAUUGUUGUUGUUGUUGUUACAUUUAGCCACAUUGUAUUUAAGUCUGUGACUAGUGCCGUCAAACCCCCACCAUACAUCCAGAUUAAUUUGUCAUAGUAUGCACAGAGAUGAAUUGUUUUGCCCUCCCACAUUACUAGUGCAUCUUAUAUCAGCAGUAUUUGUGUGCUCAAUAAAACGUUUUUUUUACUGAUUCUGCAGCCAGUCAGUUCACCUAUGAAUGGAGUGCAUAAUGGCACAGCCAAUGGCUACCCCAUGAUACCACAGUCAUCUCAAUCAGUUCCCUCAGCAAGAUCAUAA